UUGUCAAUAGAUAUUUUGCUACAUGUGUGUCGCGUGCUCACUUAUCAAGUAGCCAAGCGUCGUCAACCGUUACAAUCGGCCAUUGACAUUGGAGAGAAAGCCAACUAGCCAGUCAUAGGCAAAUGUGUUGCAUAUUAUUUUCGCAAAUAUCUACAAACUACAAGGCUAGGACCAAGUAGAGGUUGUCAAAAAGGAAGCUUCAAGAUCCUGAUAACAAACAAUCACCACCAUGCGUCGCAGAAGAUCAGCUUGUAGUGUCAACUCUGACAGCAGUGAGAUCGAUAUUGAUCUCUUAGCUGAGACAGAGUUGAGCAAACUCCAGAGACAGUUUCGCAUCAUGGAAGGAGACAGGCAGGCGUACAGCGUAGAAUCACAGGAUCUCAUUCGCAGACAGCUGAGGGAGAUCCAAAGGCUCCAUGGUGAACGCGAGGAACUUCUCCGUAGCCUGUGUAUCCCAUUUCGAUGCCGGGAUGACGCAGACGCCACGCAAAAUCUGAGCAGCAUGCUGGUGUACCGCGACAGGGUGGUGGAGCAGCUCGACUCUGAACAAGGGAAAAUGGCUUAUCUCAGACAGGAGAUUUUGACUUGGGAGAGUAAGCUGGCUGGCCAGAGGAGAGGGAGCACCACAUGCCACAGUCAGAAGUCGGAGGCAAACCAGACACAGAAGAACAGCCUCAUCCUGGAGAACAAACUGGACAGGGGUCGUGUUCGCUUCAACAAGAUUUUGGCCAAGAACGGGCAGCUGAGAGAGGAGCUGAAGAUCUUGCACGUGGAGAGGAAGCAGUUCCUCCACCUCUACUGCAGGAUGGAGAGGGAGCUGCAGGAGAUUCGCAAGAACAUCCGAGACAUGAUGGCUCAGUCCACUGCUGCUUUUGAGGCCAGAGUGGAGGCUCGGUGCAAACGGAUGCUGCUAAAGGAGAAAAAGGUGAAGGACCUGACCCAGUAUGGCACGGAGGUGAGCGAACUGCAGCGGGUCAUCUCCCACGACCACCGCCUAAAGACCUUCAUGAGCAUCAAGGGCAACGAGUCCAGCAGCCAGGAGGAGGGCGAGGACCUGAGCCGCAGACAGGUUGAGGAGAGGCAGCGCAGGAGACUGGGACUGGACACUCAGGGAGGGACUUUUGGGACUCUCGAUUCCUUGCAGGAGACCUUCCACAAGAUCCACUGUGUCACAGGGGAGGAGGACCUGCACAAGCUGGUGGGGACCUUCAUUCAGAUUGAAGACAAGAACUUUGCUUUGCUAAACUUUGUUAAUGAACAGAACAACGAAGCCGAGACCUUGAAGGACGAAAUCAACCAGAUCCGCUGUGAGAUGGAGGUGUUUUCCAGAGAGGAGCGCAGGCAGCAUGAGGAGCGCAGGGCCGUGCUUCGGGGGGUCAGUGUGCAGCAGCAGGCCACAGAGCAGCAGGUUGGGGGCUACCAGCAACGCAUCACCUCAGUGGGCAAGAUCCUCAACCAGCUCAAGACAGGAAUAGACAGUGUGUGCCACAACAUAGACUGUGACCGGUCAGUGAUCGAAGACAAGUUAGGCUCCUCGACCGGGAUCCGGGACAGCACCAUCAUGACUUACCUGGGAUUGGUGGAGCGCAGAACCAACGAGCUGCUGACUUUGCAGUCUUUCCUCAGCUCCAAGGACCUUGAUAAAGAUUACAAUCCUAGAAUGGUUGCCAGGCACCUCCUAGGGCAAAGUCCACCACUGCCUAGGCAAAACAAAACAGUUGAGCCUCCUACUUCUGGGGAUGACAAUGACCCAGAGGAGUCCCUGCUAAAAGACCAGUUGAAGCCCCUCUCCAAGGACGAGCUGCUCCCGCUGGUAAUGACGAGGAUGCAGAGGAAGGCAAAGAUCGUCCGACCAGAGGUCCGAAAAUCAGCAUCCAAACUCAGCGUUGUGGCCAGCAGAAUCCACCAUGGCUCCCUAAGACUCUGAACUCAUCAUCCCUUUAUGAAUAUUGAUUGGACACACAAACGGAAAUAGUUUAUUGACCUCAUCCCUGGUAGAUAGACAGACCUCAUCCUUGGUACCUUGACCUAGUCCCUGGUAGUCUGACCUCUUCCCUGGUAGUCUGACCUCUUCCCUGGUAGUCUGACCUCGUCCCUGGUAGUCUGACCUCGUCCCUGGUAGUCUGACCUCGUCCCUGGUAGUCUGACCUCGUUCCUGGUAGUCUGACCUCGUCCCUGGUAGCUGCAGACUGGGGGACCGCAGGAGGCCCACUCCUGUGGAAAGCAGCAUCACAGCCCUGCUUUCAUGAGCCAUUCAUAAUCUGUUACUUUUAUAAUGCUUCAUUAGUUGCAAAAUUGAGUUAAAAAGAACUGAAGUAUUCAUUAUUUGUUGACCAAAUAAAAUAUUGUCUGGUG
Messenger RNA from Salmo salar (Atlantic salmon), 2355 nucleotides. Its product is annotated as outer dynein arm-docking complex subunit 1. Gene Ontology annotation, cellular component: axoneme. Gene Ontology annotation, biological process: cilium movement; outer dynein arm assembly. The record is from RefSeq and is a predicted model, not a curated record. Lineage: Eukaryota; Metazoa; Chordata; Actinopteri; Salmoniformes; Salmonidae.